Messenger RNA from Pistacia vera, 1686 nucleotides. Its product is annotated as probable lipid-A-disaccharide synthase, mitochondrial. The record is from RefSeq and is a predicted model, not a curated record. Gene Ontology annotation, biological process: lipid A biosynthetic process. The transcript has 8 exons. The coding region runs from base 56 to 1453 and encodes 465 amino acids. Gene Ontology annotation, molecular function: phospholipid binding; lipid-A-disaccharide synthase activity. NCBI's taxonomy places the organism in Eukaryota, Viridiplantae, Streptophyta, Magnoliopsida, Sapindales, Anacardiaceae.
CUGUGUUAAAGCAAGUAAAAGGUACCGUGUUCCUCUGGAUCGGGGAAUAUUGGAGAUGAUAUUGAACAAGAUAUUUAGUAGGAGCAGUAAAACUACCACGGCUUUGUGGAAAUUACAGAGAAAAUGGAUGUCAACUUCAAGCAAAAGUGUAGCUGACAUGGCCAUUAAAGAUGGGGAACUAAGAGUUUUCAUAGUAGCAGGAGAGGUCUCUGGGGACACCCUUGCUUCUCGUCUCAUGUCUGCUCUGAAGAAUCUGGCUCCUGUUCCUGUCUGUUUCUCCGGUGUUGGAGGGUCCAUGAUGUCCAAGCAAGGAUUGAAAUCCUUGUUCCCUAUGGAGGAUAUUGCAGUAAUGGGAAUCUUGGAGUUAUUGCCUCAUCUUUAUAGGUUCAGAGUGAAGUUGAAGGAAACUAUACAGGCUGCUGUUUCGUUUAGGCCUCAUGUUGUCGUGACUGUGGAUUCCAAGGGGUUCUCUUUCCUUCUGCUAAAGGAAUUACGCGCUAGAUACAGUCAGCUAAAAUCGAAUGAUGUGGUACACAUCCAUUAUGUAGCACCGUCAUUCUGGGCAUGGAAAGGGGGUGAAGCAAGACUUAAAAACCUAGCUACCUUUGUCGAUCAUGUCUUGUGUAUACUUCCCAACGAGGAAGUAGUUUGUAGAUCAAAUGGACUGGCUGCAACCUUUGUGGGCCACCCUAUUGUGGAAGAUUGUUUAGAAUUGAAUUCGGGAAAGGAAAAAAUGCCUUGUGAAAUGAAGAUAGAAGGAAAUUGGAAAGACUUCCGAAAAAAAUAUGCAGUACCUUCAGGUGCCACAGUCAUGACCUUGCUACCUGGAAGCAGAUUACAAGAGGUCACCCGAAUGCUUCCGAUCUUUGCAAACACUAUGGAACAAUUAAAACACUCAUUUCCUGAGUUGGUGACAGUCAUCCAUGUGGCACCUCAUCAGCAUGUGGAGGACUACAUUAAUAAAGUUGUACAUAAGUGGCCUGUGCGUGCUAUAUUGAUUCCAGGAGGAUCCUCACAACUGAAAUAUGACGCUUUUAGUGCAAGCAGGGUUGCUUUAUGUACUUCAGGAACUGUUGCUGUGGAGCUGCAGCUUGCACGAUUACCUUGUGUUGUUGCUUAUCGAGCUCACUUUCUGACUGAGUGGUUUAUCAGAUAUAAAGCAAAGAUACCCUACAUCUCGCUUCCCAAUAUUCUCUUGGAUUCACCUAUAAUUCCAGAAGCUCUCCUUCAAGCUUGCACCCCUGAUAAGCUGGCUUCAUUGCUCAUGGAGUUGAUACACGAUGAGGCCCUUCGAGGAGAACAGAUUGUAGCUGCUGAUAAAGUUAUCAGACUUCUGUAUCCUCCAGAAAGAACCAUAACCAACCUGGAACGGCAGGAUCUUGGUUUGACGUUUCCCAAUUACACGCCAAGUAUGUUAGCAGCAUUGGCCAUUCUAGGCUAUGUAAAAUCAUGAAGACUAAUGUGUUAAACACAUUAUGGCAACUAACUCAUGCACUCAGCUGACAUUUGUUCCCUCAGUUGUGAAAUUUAUGUAGAUUUGCAUUUUUCACAGUUCAGGUCCAUAUCCUGGAGUUUUUUUUUUUUUUUUAAUUUUUUACGUGGAUUUGAGUCCAAAUAUGCCAUGUCAAUAUAUUGAUAUCAAACAGCUGCAAAUUUAGUCAACUAGAUUCGUGACCUUAUUUUUUU